Mollisia scopiformis is the source of this 1055-nucleotide messenger RNA. RefSeq names its product carbonic anhydrase. NCBI's taxonomy places the organism in Eukaryota, Fungi, Ascomycota, Leotiomycetes, Helotiales, Mollisiaceae. Gene Ontology annotation, molecular function: carbonate dehydratase activity; zinc ion binding. The transcript is spliced from 2 exons. The record is from RefSeq and is a predicted model, not a curated record. The coding region runs from base 96 to 950 and encodes 284 amino acids.
GUCCAAUCGUCUUGUAUAUGGAUUGAAGUGGUACGGAUAAUUCUCUUUGACAUUGAUCAGUGCCCUUUUCAAGUCAAAACUCUGUUCAUUCCAUCAUGUACUCUUCUUUCUUCAGCAUCGCGACAUUACCAUUCUUCAUCGGAGCAAUUUUUGCGUGUCCACAGCACGAUACACAUACCAACUCCCCCAACAAGCGAGCUACAGGAGGUCAAGAUUGGGCGUACGAAGCCUCGUACAAUUGGGGCAUGGUAAACCCAAACUACACAACUUGCCAAACCGGGACGACUCAGUCACCAAUCCAACUGCUUCUCACCCAGGGCCUCGCACAAAACCAUCUUCCAAAUUUCAGCACCUCAACCUAUACUUUAGUUCCAGGUACGCUCUCAAAUUGGGGUUACGGUCCUGCCUUCACAGUCAAUACAUCCUCCUCGAUCUCAUCUGCACCGUCAUUCACGUACCUCGACUCCAACUCUCAGAACACAACAUUAUACCUCAAAGGCUGGCACAUCCACGCACCAGCAGACCACUCCGUACAAGGCGACCGCGCAAAAGCAGAGCUUCACCUCGUGCACAUCGAUUCUUCAGGCGCAGAAGCAGGCGUGAUCGCGAUCCGAAUCGACCCAGGGAACUCCAAUUCUGAAUUCUUCUCACAAUUCCUCCCAUCCUCCUCGUCUCAAAACAACAUCACCUCGCUCCCGAGCUUCAAUUCUCAAGCCACAUUGCCAAUGCAGCUAGAUAUUUACCAAAUUCUGAGAGAAGUUAAUAUGUUUAGUGAUUUCUGGACGUAUAUGGGCAGCUUGACAUCCCCACCCUGUACGGAAGGUAUUAGGUGGUGGGUUGCGCGGAAUACGCUUUUCGUGGGGGUUGAUCAGAUGAGGGAUAUCUUGGGGGUUAGUACAUUUUCCGCGAGGGUUGAGCAGGAGGUUUGGUUGCAUGGGAUUAAUGUUUGAUUGGAUCAGCUUGGGAAAGUUUGAUCUCAGCAUAUUCCCGAAAAAGUGAAAAUAGGCUUUGGUUGGAAGUAGGCGUGCGGAAUAUUGCUGCCUCUUGAUUUGGUG